Mesorhabditis belari is the source of this 855-nucleotide messenger RNA. NCBI's taxonomy places the organism in Eukaryota, Metazoa, Nematoda, Chromadorea, Rhabditida, Rhabditidae. The record is from the annotation of a GenBank genome assembly.
AUGAAGCAAUUCGAAGGGAAAGUCGCCUUGGUCACCGGCUCAAGUAACGGCAUUGGUCGAGGGAUCGCUGUUCAUUUUGUCAAAAAUGGAGCUAAAGUGACGCUGACUGGGCGAAGUGUAGAAGCGUUGGAGGAAGCCAAGAAAGAGUGCGUGGAAGCUGGCGCAAGUGAUGGAGAUCUUCUCAUUCUCCCGGGAAAUCUCGGAGAAGAGGAAUUUAUGGAUAAACUGAUCAAUGAGACUGUCGAGAAAUUCGGUCGCUUGGAUUUUUUGAUCAACAAUGCUGGAGUGAGUGAUGAAGAUUUUUCGGGGAAACAACCGGGUUUCUUCUCUCAAGACCUGCAGAGUUAUGACUACAUUUUGAAGAUCAACUUGAGAUGUGUUAUAUAUCUGUGUCGCCAAAGUGCUCCCCAUUUGGAAAAAGUGAACGGAGCAAUUGUGAACAUUUCCUCGAUUGCCGCAUCCGAAGUUCAAGGGUGUGGCUUCUCCUACUACUCUGUCUCAAAAGCGGCUCUCGAUCAAUUAACUCGAAAUCUUGCCUUGGAAAUGAUUCGACGAGGAGUUCGCGUUAACGGAAUCAAACCGGGUGCGGUGAGAUCAACAAUAAUGCUGAAACAGGGAGCAGAUCAAAGUGUGAUUGAUAAGAUUCACGAUGAUUGCAGCAAUCGUUUCGAUAUGAUUCCGGCUCGUUUCGUGGCCGAUCCGAUCGAUGUCGCCAAAUUGACCGCUUUCCUUUGUGAUAAUGAUCAAUCUCGUUACCUCAUCGGUCAAUCAAUCCGUCUUGAUGGUGGUUCUUCUCUCGUCAACACGAUGCUUUUGGGCAGUUUUGCCGAAUACAAAAAUUCGGACUACGAGAUU